Messenger RNA from Zasmidium cellare ATCC 36951, 1293 nucleotides. RefSeq lists its product as uncharacterized. Gene Ontology annotation, biological process: ribonucleotide metabolic process; RNA catabolic process. The record is from RefSeq and is a predicted model, not a curated record. Gene Ontology annotation, cellular component: nucleoplasm; ribonuclease H2 complex. The transcript has 2 exons. Lineage: Eukaryota; Fungi; Ascomycota; Dothideomycetes; Mycosphaerellales; Mycosphaerellaceae. The coding region runs from base 1 to 1293 and encodes 430 amino acids.
AUGGCAAAAACACGAUCAACCAAGACGACCGCAGGCAAGAAGAAAGAAGACGCAGACUCGAUACCGAAACCCACCCUCAAGAAGCUGGAUGCGAGUGUGGACAACCCGCCUCAGCUAUUUGUUCUGCCCAAAGACGCCUCUACAGAGGCUCGCAUAGCGACGAUCUCGAAUCCUGCGACUUCAGCACCCAAUCGAUAUUUUGUGUGUCCAGAGAAGGGAUUCUACGAGUUCACGAAAGUCGCGGCACCUAAGAAUCAGCAGAGGAGCUGGCUACUGGCGCCGGAUCAAGAGAAUGACCAGGAUCAUGGCAAGGCCGAGGGGAAAGAGUCUGGCUAUGUACUGCAAACACCUGAUAUGUUCGUCGCAACUCCGGUCGACCCUCUCUUCCUUUUGUUGCCAGCAUUAGCAGAAGACAGCGAGAGUGGUGGACAGGAAUACCUUGCCGCCUCGGAUUAUCUGGCUAAGUUGACCAAGGCGUCACCGCAUCUGUCGCAGAUCCUGCAACAAAGCACACCUGUUAAACUGGAACAAUGUCUGGAAGCAAGGGUUGAAGCAGUCUCCGACUGCAUGGACAUGGGCGACGAGAAGAUGUACUCGUUGGCUUUGCCAAAACUGGUCAAGGAACUCGUGGCCAAGGCAAAUCGAAUAAAAGCAAAGGGGCUACCGGCUAGUAUGGAAGACCGAUUCGUCAAGCAGCCAUUAGAUGUGCCAGUCCUCAGCAUCAAGAGAGAAGAAAGCAGUAUCAGCAUCGCCAAUGAUGGAGUCGAAUCUGAGCCAGCAUCAGAAGCCCAGUCGCAAGAGACAGAUGCUUCUGGAACAACCAUGGCGACAGUCUCGACCGCAGCUACUUCUGUCUCCAUCAACGCCGAGGCGGACACCAACACCGCACCAGACGGCGUGAUAGAUCUGUUACGCACCAAAGUCGCCCUCGACUUCCUCAUGUCCAGCUACAUCUCGCCUUCAUUGCGGACGAAGCUUCGGCCGCUACUUUCCAAUGCAGGCGAAUCUGGGGUUGAUUUCUCAUCUCUGGACAAACAUCUCGCCCACAUCGCCUCGCUCAAGAAGGAAGCACAAGCCCUUCGAUCCCUGAGCGACAACAUAUCUCGCAAGCGUAGCGCCAUGGAAGACGAUGAGGCAGUUGAGAGAGCAGAGGCGAAGAAGCGUAAGAAGGAGGAAGAAGACCUAAAGAAGAAGAACACGAGCCAAGGUGUGAAGAAGCUGAUGAAGGCCGACACGAGUGGUAUGAAGAAACUCAGUUCUUUCUUCGCAAAGGCGCCGGCCGGAUUAAAGUGA